Molecule: messenger RNA, 1710 nt
Organism: Annulohypoxylon truncatum
Lineage: Eukaryota; Fungi; Ascomycota; Sordariomycetes; Xylariales; Hypoxylaceae
Exons: 1
Coding region: 519-1376 (285 amino acids)
Source: RefSeq, a predicted model, not a curated record
CAUCAUUGGUUGCCCAUCGUCAACCUAUACCUACGACGUAGUAGUAUUAGUAACACAGCGUGGCCGUCCCAUCAUUUCUUUCGGCAGUCAUAGACGGAACUAAAAUGGCCCGUCGGAAUCCAUCUUGUGUACGUCAUCCGUGCUUGUCUCCGAUCAGGGUCGGAGGUUAGGAAUGGGGCGUUGAAGAUGACCUAUUACGACGGCGCGGAUAUAUGCAACAGCACGGAGCUCCGGCGAGACUGGAUGCUCACGGCUUCACCAACUUGCUUCCUGUGUAGUCCUUGCGGAGGUUAUGAAAAUAGGAGAUAUAUGAGAUGUUGGCGUCAGUAACGCCUAGCUAGUAGCUCUGGUCUGUGUUGGUAUAUUUUUAAGUCUGAUAAACAAGCCAUGUGUAUAUAUAUCCCCCCGUUCUUCACCUACCUCAUUUCACUUCCUGCAAACCCACUGAAUUCUAAACCUCCAACUCCUACACCCAUAUCACCGCCAUUUACAUCCACAUAGUCAACCCCUGGACCAAAAUGUCCACCCCUCAAACCCCAUUCCCAGACCUCCCCAACAUAGACAUCAAAUUCCCUCACUCCCCCGUCGCCAUCGCCGCCCUCGCAUACGCGAAACAGCACACCCGCGAGGCGACGUACAACCACUGCAUCCGCAGCGCGUACUGGGCGCUCAUCCUCGCCAAGAAGCUGCCGCAGUUCUCCCCUUCCCCUUCGCGGCGGGAGCUGAACAUAGAAACCGUGCUCGUGGCCGCUAUCUUGCACGACAUGGGCUGGGCCACGACGAAGGGGCUUCUCUCGAAGGAUAAGAGGUUCGAGGUCGAUGGUGCGAACCUCGCGUACGAGUUCUUGGGACGGUAUAUCGGGGAGGGGGACGAGGGCGCGCUGGAAUGGGAUGGGAAGGGGGAUGGAGAUGGAGAUGGUAAGAGGCAAGUCGUCUGGGACGCGAUAGCCCUGCACUGCACGGGCUCCAUCGCGCUGCACCACCCGCGGCCGGAAGUCGCGCUCGCGCAUCUGGGGAUCAUGGCGGAUUUCGUAGGGCCUAGGUUCAGGGCUGGAGACGCCGAGGGACGGGGCCAGGGCGAGGGUAAUGGUGAGGGGGAAGUUAUUACGCUGCAAGAGUACAGGGAGGUGCUCGCGCGGUUCCCGAUGCGAGGGUUCGGGAGCGACGGAUUUAGGGAGGUUAUGUGUGGGCUCUGUCGCGAGAAGCCGGGGACUACGUAUGAUAACUUCGUGGGCGCGUUCGGGGCGAGGUUCGGUAUUGAUGGGAGGGGUGGGGGCAAGGAGGAGUUUAGGAGGGAGAUGGAGAAGGUUGAUCCGGUGGGUAUGCUACUUGGGGGCUUAGAGUAUCUAGAGGGAUUGUUGAAGGAGGGUGAAUAGGCUUGGGGUGGCCGUGGUUUAGGAAGGGGAGAGUUAGGAGGGUUAGGGUUAGGGUUAGGGUUAAGAUGAGCGGUUGGUUGACAGGUGAGGAAAGAGUACAAAAAGGGUUUCAUGGAGUGGAGGGGUAUAUUAAUACUAGAUGGUUAGGUUUUAACUGUUGGAUGAUGAUUUCCGAAGAUUCCAUCCAUCUCUUUGGAGUUGGUCACCAUAUAAAAUGUUAUGACAUGCUUACCCCUUUUCCUAGGGUUGAUCUCCUACCUAAAAGGAGACGUACGAUAGCCUUCGCCUUAUCUCAACAACUUUCACGUGUAUAUUGCGUAUAAAAGAAAAUAAC